Fulmarus glacialis (Northern fulmar) is the source of this 459-nucleotide messenger RNA. RefSeq names its product chymotrypsin-like protease CTRL-1. The annotation marks the transcript as partial. The record is from RefSeq and is a predicted model, not a curated record. NCBI's taxonomy places the organism in Eukaryota, Metazoa, Chordata, Aves, Procellariiformes, Procellariidae. Gene Ontology annotation, molecular function: serine-type endopeptidase activity. The transcript has 3 exons. Gene Ontology annotation, biological process: proteolysis.
UGGGACCCCUACAAGCUCAACAACGACAUCGCCCUGCUGAAGCUCUCCUCGCCCGCCCGGCUGGGACCCCACGUGUCCCCCAUCUGCCUGGCCCCCGCCAACCUGGCUCUGCCCAACAACCUCCAGUGCGUCACCACCGGCUGGGGACGCACCAACACCAACUCCCAAGCCUUGGCAGUGCGCCUGCAGCAGGUAACCCUGCCCUUGAUCUCCCAGAGCCAGUGCAAGCAGUACUGGGGCAACCGGAUCACCAGCUCCAUGCUCUGUGCCGGCGGGGUCGGCGCCUCCUCCUGCCAGGGUGACUCUGGCGGACCCCUGGUAUACCAGAACAGGAACAUCUGGACCUUGAUCGGCAUCGUCUCCUGGGGAAACGGAAACUGCAACGUCCGCAUGCCCGCCGUCUACACCCGCGUAAGCCAGUUCCGAAACUGGAUCGACAACGUUGUUGCUCGGGGAUAG